AUGAAAUUCCACUCAUUUGAGUUGGUGCAAAGCCAGUCACGAAGACUUCAAAACCUGAUGGCCAACUGGGACCCAGCCUUGCCACCGAAUAACCGACGUGCGUUAUCAAAUGCAAACACACUCGGGGCACCUUUUAAAUAUGAGUACAAAAAAAUCGAAUGCGCAGAGUCGGAAGCUAUGCCGGAGGAAGUCUUCCAAGAAAAGAAAUUAAAUACGAUAUCGGAAGCUGCAAUGGAAGGUCUAUCUGGUGUUAAAAUGAAAGAUGUGGCGCUUUCAUCAUCUGCGUUAAUAGUGACCGUCAUAUCUGAGUCCAAAAUUGCGGAGAUAGAUAAAUAG
Messenger RNA from Penicillium verhagenii, 336 nucleotides. RefSeq lists its product as uncharacterized. The record is from RefSeq and is a predicted model, not a curated record. The transcript has 2 exons. The coding region runs from base 1 to 336 and encodes 111 amino acids. NCBI's taxonomy places the organism in Eukaryota, Fungi, Ascomycota, Eurotiomycetes, Eurotiales, Aspergillaceae.